CAUCAGCGCGCGCAGUCAGACUCCGGCCGUGCUGAUGACGCAGAUGUCCAUGGGUUCUGUGUAACGAGUCAUGGCGGAGGCGCCACAAGUAGCUGCAGAGCUGCGGGAAAGGAAAACGCACAGUGCGGGGGAGGCUGCUGCAGGAAGAGAUCCUCCGACAACUACUCCCAACAUGAGCGCUGCGGAGUAUUCCCGGAAACUGCAGGAAUGGCUGUGGCAGUGUUACUGCGGCUCCCUGUGCUGGCAGAACAACUGCGCUACCGCAGCGGCUCUUGUCAUGAUGAAUGCAGGCAUCUCCGGGGAUCAGAGCAGGGUGGCCAGCGGUACCGCAGGGAGAGCUGCCCCCAGCACAGCGCCUGCCAAUACUAACUCUGCGACCACUGCCCCGCCAGCUGCAGGCCGUGAAUAUAUCAUUCCAUCCUUGGCACAAAGGUUUCGAGCGGAAAUGGUGGAUUUCUUCAUUCUGUUUUUCAUCAAAGCGGCUGUUAUAUUAACCAUAAUACACUUCAGUGGCAUCAAAGAUAUUUCUAAGUUUGCUAUGCACUACAUAAUUGAAGAAGUAGAUGAAGAUACAUCAAUGGAAGACUUACAGAAAAUGAUGGUUGUAGCCCUCAUAUAUAGGCUACUGGUCUGCUUCUAUGAAAUUAUUUGCAUUUGGGGAGCUGGAGGUGCAACUCCAGGAAAGUUCCUUCUUGGUCUUCGAGUUGUGACAUGCGACACCUCUGUGCUGGUUGCACCCAACCGAGUGUUAGUGAUCCCUUCCACAAAUGUAAAUUUGACGGCGUCGACGGUGCGAGCCGUGAUCAAGAACUUCUCCAUAGCGUUCUUCUUCCCUGCGUUCAUCACAUUGCUCUUCUUUCAGCAUAACCGAACAGCCUACGACAUUGUAGCAGGCACCAUCGUUGUAAGACGGAACAUGAGAUGAUGCAAACGUAUGAAAACGUGUGUUGAGUACACUAUGUGCGGUUGGAUCAUUUACUGCUCGAUUCCUCUGAGAGGCUAUUUAUUGUCAAGGGCUUUUCUAAAUCUUUGCUAACAGCAAGAGGUGUUAUUGAUUGGUCACACAAGGUAAUCUUCAUACAACUACUUGAAGAAUGAUCUUCUCAUUGUCACCAAUCUCUUCAGAUGAUCAGUAUUGUGAAGUGGGGAAAAAAUACUCUGAACUACGUGACCCAUCUAAUGCUUUCUCAUGAAGGACCUUCUCAUGGUUUUUACAGAGAGCACGUAGUAUGGAGUGAGAAAUCCUGCACACUCUAACUUUUGUAAAAAAAAUAAUAAUAAUAAUAAUAAUUAAAAACCUUUGAGAAAAAAUGCUCAUAUAUUUAAUAUGUAAUAUCCACAACACAAUGGAAAUAUUAAGUGUAAAUAAUAUAAUAAAUAAUAAAGAUUAUUUUUAGCACGUGUGUGUAACUAAUCCACAGGCAAAAGCAGCAUUUUCCAGGCUGGUUUCCUUAAAGGGCCUCUGUCAGAGUUGUCCCUAUGACACUGGCUGACCUGUUACAUGUGCGCUUGGCAGCUGAAGACAUCUGUAUUGGUCCCAUGUUCAUAUGUGCCAGCAUUGCUGAGAAAAAUUAUGUUUUACUAUAUGCAACCUAGCCUCUAGGAGCAACGGGGGCGUUGUCAUUACACCUGGAGUCUCUGUUCCCCCCUGCCACUGCCGCACCCCCUGCACUUUGAUCGACAGGGCCAGGCAAGCAUGAUGACAUUUAUGCUGCCUGGCUCUGUCAAUUGAAGUGCA
Molecule: messenger RNA, 1738 nt
Organism: Bufo gargarizans (Asiatic toad)
Lineage: Eukaryota; Metazoa; Chordata; Amphibia; Anura; Bufonidae
Gene: FAM8A1
Product: family with sequence similarity 8 member A1
Exons: 5
Coding region: 71-925 (284 amino acids)
Source: RefSeq, a predicted model, not a curated record